AUGAUUGAGAUAGGGGAAUCGUCAGGGAAGAAGAAAUCAUCGUGGGCAGAUGAAUCGGAGACUGAAGGAAGGGCCAACGCCUGGGACACUUAUGAUGUCAGACGCUUGAGGAAAUCGAAAAUGAAACUUGCUUUCAUACCACCAAAGGCAAUUGAUGGAAUAGUAGUCACCAAGAUUAAGCCUGAAAAAGUGCAGGAGGAAGCCAUCUACUGGAAAGCAUCGGUGGUAAUGUUCAAAGAUGAAAAAGGUGUCAUAUGGGAUCAAAGAGUCCACUUUGAAUGGGCUCCUGUCUGCUAUAAAUGUUGUGCUGGUUACGGUCAUGAGGCUAAACAUUGUAGGAAGCCAAAGGCAACAGAACAUGCUGAAACACAAAACGUGACUGGACCAAAACAGAAUGAAGAAAAGGAAUGGAGGAGUAUGGAGAAACUGAACAGAAGUGGACAGACUAAAAAGACAGAAGCAACUGGGGCACAGAAGGGGGAUGACCAAGCAGAUAGAGGGAAAAUUCGAGCUAAGGGCUUAAAUCCCCCUAUAAAGCAGAAAGAACUCAGUAGAGUCUUGGCUGCUAAUAAGAUAAAUAUAGCUGGUAUAGUAGAGACAAAGAUGACAGAGGAGAAGGUGAAAGUUUUGAUGAGCACAGUACUAAACCAAUGGAGAUAUGGACUAAAUAGGCAGUUCAUUCACUGCAAAGUUUAUCAAAAAGCAAGUGAGGAUGAGUUUUGCCGGACUGUACUUUACGCAGAAAAUGGAGAACAUGAGAGGAUGAAACUGUGGGAUCAGCUUAUAGACAUUAGCAAAACUGUGGACAAGGCAGGGAUAGUAGGUGGAGACUUCAAACGUCCUAAAACCAAUGGCUACUGUCUUGAAUUCUGGCAUUUGGAUCAUUCUUCUAUGAUGGUGAACGUGGAAUUGGAGCUGGCCAGGAAACUUAAACCUUUCAAAUACUUCAACAUGUGGAAGUAUGAUCCUACAUUUAUGGAAGUUGUGGAAAAUAGCUGGAUAGGAGAGGUUGAAGUUCAACAGUCCAAGGCCCAAGAAGAACUGAACCAGAUACAACAAGAACUCAGGUCAAGCCCUUUUGAUGGAGAACUCCACGGAAAAAAAAGAGGGGCAUACAAGAAAUGUGUGAUGGCCAGCAUUGCUGUUGAGAGUUUUAUGAGACAAAAGCUCAAGGAAGAUUGGAUUCUGGAGGGUGACCACAACAUUAAGUUCUUCCACUCAAAGCUCAAGAAGAGGAGAAUGAGAACUAGAAUCUUGUCAAUUAGGGAAGCUAAUGGGGAACCAGAUUUCUUCGGGAGGGAAAUUGCUUGGAAACAGGAAAGGGUCAUACACAAUCUCAGAGGGUUACAAGUGGCUGCGGGGAGAACAUAUGAGACUGGAUGCUGCAAACAUGAUUUGGUCCAGGUUAAACCUUCCGAAAACUCUCAUUUUAUGGCUUGGCUUAUUUGGCAGGGUAGAAUCUGGACCAAAGAUAGACUAGCACAGGUUAAUUUAACAAUUUCUGGUGAUAAAUGCUGUCUGUGUGGAAUGCAGAGUGAAAACGUUGAGCAUUUCUUCUUUGCUUGCCAGUUUUCUAGUGCACUCUUGGACAGGAUCAGGACCUGGUUGGGUAUCAAAACCCUAACAGUGCGACAGAAAAGAUGGAAGGUAGAACUGAAGACAAUUUGGAAGAGUACCAGGUUGCAGAAAAAGAUCUUAUAUGCAGCUAUGAUGGCAACAAUCUAUAGCAUUUGGGAAGAACGUAACCAUAGAAUCUUUAGAGCAAAACAGAGGCAGGUGGAGGAGAUCUUUCAAGGAAUCAGGAACUUGCUUAAAGUCAGAAUCCAGCAUUGUAAGAAAGGAAGAAGACAACCCAGGAAGAAAGCAUAA
This is a messenger RNA of Oldenlandia corymbosa var. corymbosa, 1869 nucleotides long. Lineage: Eukaryota; Viridiplantae; Streptophyta; Magnoliopsida; Gentianales; Rubiaceae. The record is from the annotation of a GenBank genome assembly.